Pteronotus mesoamericanus is the source of this 3586-nucleotide messenger RNA. RefSeq names its product cilia and flagella associated protein 251 (gene CFAP251). Gene Ontology annotation, cellular component: sperm flagellum. NCBI's taxonomy places the organism in Eukaryota, Metazoa, Chordata, Mammalia, Chiroptera, Mormoopidae. The coding region runs from base 15 to 3482 and encodes 1155 amino acids. Gene Ontology annotation, molecular function: protein binding. The record is from RefSeq and is a predicted model, not a curated record. The transcript is spliced from 22 exons.
UUGUACAGAGAAGAAUGGCAGAUACAGAGAAAAACCCAUUAGAAACAGGAGAUGGAGAAACAGAAAUGGAAGAAGAGGAAGAAUAUUACCCAAAUUAUUAUACAGAGGAAGAAAAUAUGCCACAGGAAUCAAAAGAAGAUGACCCGUUAGCAUGGAGAGACUCUCAGGAGGAGAGGAAAGCAAAGGAAGAGGAGGGGGAAGAGGAAGGGGAGGAGGAGGAGGAGACUGUCAGAGAAGAAACAGAGGAAGAGGCAGGAGCGGCACAGGAGGGGGUGGCUGUAGGAGCCCAUGAAGAAGCCAGAGUGAAGCCCCAAGGAAGGACCACACCCAUGACCAGUUUGGAGGGGCUGACAUUGGCUGAUGCCCGGUUGAUCACGUCAGGAAUAUCUCCAAAAACCCGUAGUGACAGAGAGUCAGAGCAUUCAUUACAAUCAGAAAGUUCGGGAAGCCUGAGCUCACAAUUAGAGCUUCUGGGUUUGGAUCUCGGCAGUUUAGAGGGGCAACCGCUGGGCUACCCCGGGAGGCAGCCCUCGGGCGAGCCUGGGGAGGGACGCGACCAGAUGCCCCACGAGGAACUGGGACAGGAGAGGAGGGACUUGGAACCAGAAAAGGAGAGAAGGAGACAAGAAAAAAGAGUAUCCUACUUCACUGAGGAAAAAGAAAAAGAAUUCCAGCCCGAAGCCAGCAUCCCGAGGGACUCACUGGUGGCCACCACCACCGAGGACAUUUUGUUUCAAAAGGAUGACGCUACCCGCGUGUAUCCCUUGACCAUGACUUGGAAGUUCGGAUGGAACAGCUCUCUCCCUGUUUACUACAUCCGAGACGAAAACCAGAGGGUUCUCCUGUAUGCCAGUGCCCACACUGCGGUCAUCUACAACGUUUUCAAGAAUAAUCAGCAUCAUCUUCAGGGCCACCUGAACGUGAUCUCCUGUCUCUGCAUCAGCGAGGACAGGCGGUGGAUCGCCACGGCCGACCAGGGGCCCGGCUGCCUGAUUAUCAUAUGGGACUCCUUCACAGGGAUCCCCGUGCACACGAUAUUCGACAGCUGCCCGGAAGGUCAGGGCAUCAGGGCCAUAGCCAUGACCCACGAUGCCAAGUACCUGGCCACCAUCUCAGAUGCUGAAAUCCAGAGGGUGUGCAUCUGGAGGUGGACUUUGGCGGCAGAGACACCAGCGUGUUCCCUGGACCUGCCCAAGGAGUAUGGUUUUCAGAAUUACCUUACUUUUAAUCCAACAAAUAAUAAAGAAUUGGUGAGCAAUAGUAAAACACAAGUCAUAUAUUAUAUGUGGUAUGAAGAGGGAAGUAUGCUUGCUCACAGCGCCCCGCUCUUAACAGAAAAAACAUUCAACAAGCUCGUGGGAAGGUUUAGCCAGUCCAUCUUUCAUCUGAAUUUAACGCAAAUACUCUCGGCGACCAUGGACGGCAAGCUGGUCGUCUGGGAUGUACACCGCCCGCCGCCGCCGGCCCCCGCCUCUCUGUGCCUUCCCUAUAUCAAACCUUGUAAACUGGUGCACAUGCAGAAAGAGGGCAUCACUGUGCUCACCACAGUUGACAGCUACAUUGUCACAGGGGACAUGAAGGGUAACAUUAAGUUCUAUGACUGCACCCUGUCGCUUGUUAACUGGUACAGCCACUUCAACCUCAGCGCCAUAAGGACGCUAUCCUUUUCAAAGACCCCGGCAACUCCUCCCGCCGAAAAAUCCACCUAUUCUACAGACUGCACUUUAAAAGGUGACGUUUUUACUAUAAGGGAUUUUGUCAUUGGGACCUCAGCUGCGACCGUGUACCACGUAAAGGCAGACGAGACAAAACUUGAGAAGCUGUUCGUAGAGCCCAAGGAUGCCAUUUGUGCCAUCUCCUGCCACCCGUACCAGCCCCUCAUCGCCAUUGGGAGCUUCUGUGGGAUGAUCAAAGUGUGGGAUUAUGAAAAGAAAAAAUACCUUUUCAGCAGGGUCUUUGAGAAGGGGCUUGGAGUCCAGAGUCUGACCUAUAACCCUGAAGGAGCCAUUCUUGGUGCUGGCUUCACAGAAGGGACAGUUUACAUUCUUGACGCAAUGUCCUUAGAAAACGAAGCCCCAGAGCCUUUCAGAUACUCCAGGACCUGCGUGACUCAUAUAAGCUUCUCCCACGACUCCAAUUAUAUGGCAACCGCUGAUGUAAAUUUUACUGUGGCCGUUUACAUGGUCAAGGUCAAAAACGGACAUAGGGUCUGGGAGUACUUGGCUAGACUUCGUUCUCAUCACAGAAGCAUCCGAAGCCUCCUCUUCGGCGUCUACCUGGACAGCAAUGAGGCCAGGCUGCUGAGCCUCGGCAGGGACAGGCUCUUGAUCGAGUAUAAUCUCUCCAAGAGCUACAGAGACCACCUGGAGGUCCUGGACAUCCACAAAACUGACCAGGAAAACCACCCAACCUGCAUGAUCUGGUACCCGCCCCUCACCAAGGAGCGCUUCCUGCUCAUCUCCACCAGCGGCUACAAAGUGAAGCUUUUUAACGCUACCACCAAAAUGUGCAGAAAGACACUCCUCGGGCCAGUCUAUGGCUCCCCCAUGGAGCAGAUACAACUCCUCCCCGUGAGAACGGCCCUUGAGCUGCAGAAGCGCCACUUGGUGUUUAUCAACAGAGACAAGGUUGGACUUCAGAUUUUACCAAUUGAUGGCAACCCACAUAAGACAACUGCUAUUGUCUGCCACCCAAGCGGGGUGGCCGGACUGGCCCUCUCCUACGACGGCAGCUACGCCUUCACGGCAGGAGGGCAGGACCGCUCUGUGGCGCAGUGGGAAAUCAACCUCUGCGCCCUGGAGGCCGCGGUGUCGCUCGGUGGAGAAGACUUGAGCCCGUUCUAUGGUCUGGUGGCUGGUGGCAGGGAAGGAAAAUUCUACCGGGAGCUGGAAGACUAUUUUUACUACUCGCAGCUCCGUAGCCAAGGCAUCGACUCAAUGGAGACCAGGAAGGUGUCGGAACACAUUUGCCUGUCAGAGGUUCCUUCUGUCAUGAGAGCAAUUGGCUUUUACCCGUCGGAAGAGAAGAUUCAAGACAUGUUUAACGAAAUCAAAUUCAGUGAGUAUGUGGACACCGGGAAGACAAUUGACAGCGUCAAAUUACCAGAUUUCCUCAAAAUUUACCUGAAUCACCGGCCACCCUUCGGUAACACCCUGAACGGCAUCCAGAGGAGCUUCGACAUUUUGGGUCACACAAACUCGAGAGGACAGAAGGUUAUUCGAAGAGAGGAUUUCCUGAAACUGCUUCAAACUAAAGGUGAGCACAUGACGGAGGAGGAGAUGUCCGACUGCUUUGCAACGCUGCUGGGCCUGCGCCCCGAGGGCUGGAACUCAGAGCCCCUGGCGGCCUCCUGCGACAGAGGUUCAGAAAUACACUUUGAAGAAGAGCUUCCAGACGAAAUCACUGCGGAAAUAUUCGCGACUGAAAUUCUUGGCUUCACCAUUUCGCCCGACGGCACACAAGACCCGGCGGGUGGGCCGUGAGGCCGCGGGAGCAUCAGAAGCCCGGGGGGCUUUGUGUGGGUCCCCCACCAAGAGGCAGUCCUGUCCCUCCCCCCCUCUGAUCUUUAGAUAAUUUAGGCAUUAAA